Messenger RNA from Pipistrellus kuhlii (Kuhl's pipistrelle), 2922 nucleotides. RefSeq names its product stonin-1-like. The transcript is spliced from 4 exons. The coding region runs from base 298 to 2505 and encodes 735 amino acids. NCBI's taxonomy places the organism in Eukaryota, Metazoa, Chordata, Mammalia, Chiroptera, Vespertilionidae. Gene Ontology annotation, cellular component: AP-2 adaptor complex; synaptic vesicle. Gene Ontology annotation, biological process: clathrin-dependent endocytosis; regulation of endocytosis; synaptic vesicle endocytosis. Gene Ontology annotation, molecular function: clathrin-cargo adaptor activity. The record is from RefSeq and is a predicted model, not a curated record.
CAUGGACAGUGAUUCAGGUCUUGGUUCUGUGGUUUGCAUGGUGUUCCACUCAGGACCCCGCACCUAGAAGAGAAUGUAACUCUUCGCUGAAUGAAUGCACAGUGGGUGUGUGAUGGAAGAACAUUUGGAAGGCAUUCCCCAAAGCCCAGCAUCCAAAGGCGAAGGUCCUGGGGUACUUUCCUGGAAGAUGUUGGUCCUUAACUUCUCAUGCAGACCAUUCCAAUCUGAACACAGCACCGUUAGUGUGUGGAGACAACACAUCUGAAUCAUUGACAAGAUCACAAUCCGAUUUUAAAGAUGUGUUCUACAAACCCAGGCAACUGGGUCACAUUUGAUGAUGACCCUACAUUUCAGUCUUCUCAAAAGUCAAAAAAUUUCCAUCCAGAGAAUCAAGGCAUCUGUAGGCCAAACGGACUUAAGCUGAACCUUUCCACUCCUAAGGAAUUUUCCAGUGGGUCUUCCUCCACCAACAGUACCCCCAUCCCCUCUCCCAUCAUAGACUUCUACUUCAGUCCAGGACCUCCAAGUAACUCUCCUCUUUCUACACCUACCAAAGACUUCCCAGGAAUUCCUGGCUUCCCCAAAGCAGGGACUCAUGUGCUUUAUCCUAUUCCAGAAUUAUCUUCAAACAACCCACUCACAACACCUGCAGCAGAUUCUUCCUUAGUGUCUACUAAACCAACCUGUGUACCCCAUGCUUCCUUGCCCAAAGAUCACUCAUGCACACCUCCAGUUCCCAAAGUGGGUCUUCCAGAUGAAGUUAAUCCCCCACAAGCCGAAAGCCUGGGGUUCCAAAGUGAGGCUCCUCAGUUUCAGUAUUUUCAGGAGGACUGUGCCUUUUCAAGUCCAUUUUGGAAAGAAGGAGGCAGUGCUUCCCAGUUCACCUUUGACCCUCCAGGAAGCAAAAAGGGAUUCCCAUCAAGAGACAAAGAAAUGCCCAUUGAUCAAAAAAGCUUAAAUCAGUGUUCACUCAACUACAUCUGUAAGAAGCUUGAACACCUCCAAUCAGUUGAGGACCAAGACUCAUUUGGAAGUUUGCCUAUGCAGUGUCUGGAUGCUGAAGAUACAGGCUCUUCCUUUGUCCCUCACACCCUCUUCAGGAGUCAGCCCAAGCCUGGAUGGUCUUUCAUGCUGAGAAUCCCUGAGAAGAAGAACAUGAUGUCUUCCCGUCAGUGGGGGCCCAUUUUUUUAAAAGUCUUACCUGGAGGAAUUUUGCAAAUGUAUUAUGAGAAGGGGUUAGAAAAACCAUUUAAAGAGUUACAGCUUGAUUCACAGUGUAGGCUUUCUGAACCCAAACUUGAGAACUUCACCAUGGCGGGAAAAAUCCAUACUGUGAAGAUUGAACAUGUGUCCUACACAGAAAAGAGAAAGUACCAUUCAAAGACGGAAGUCGUUCAUGAGCCAGACAUAGAGCAGAUGCUAAAGUUGGGGUCCAUCGAGUACCAUGACUUCCUCGAGUUUCUGACCACUGUGGAGGAGGAGCUGAUGAAGCUGCCAGCUGUUCCCAAACCAAAAAAGAACUACGAGGAACAAGAAAUCUCCCUCGAAAUUGUGGAUAACUUUUGGGGUAAAAUCACUAAAGAGGAAGGGAAAUUGGUUGAAAGUGCUGUGAUAACUCAGAUCUGUUGCCUCUGCUUUGUGAACGGGAACUCGGAAUGCUUCUUAACAUUAAACGAUCUUGAGCUGCAGAAGCGAAAUGAACACUAUUUUGAAACAGACCCAGAAAAGAAGGGGAUUGAUAUUCUAGAAUAUCAUUUUCAUAAGUGUGUGAAAGCAGAAGAAUUUGAGCGAUCACGAAUCAUUAAGUUUGUGCCUCUGGAUGCCUGCCGGUUUGAGCUGAUGCGUUUCAAGACGUUGUAUAACGGGGAAGACCUUCCCUUUUCCCUGAAGUCUGUAGUGGUCGUCCAGGGGGCAUAUGUGGAGCUUCAGGCCUUUGUCAACAUGACCCCAUUGCCUCAGAUAUCAUCCCAUGCCAGCUCCUUGAGGUCCUGUGACAACGUAAUGAUACACUUUCCUGUCCCGUCGCAGUGGAUCAAGGCUCUCUGGACCAUGAACCUCCAGAGGCAGAAAUCUUUGAAAGCCAAAAUGAACCGCCGGGCAUGUUUGGGGAGUUUACAUGAACCCGAAUCUGAACCUGUCAUACAGGUCACUGUGGGGUCAGCAAAAUAUGAGAGUGCCUACCGGGCCGUGGUAUGGAAGAUCGAUCGGCUUCCUGAUAAACAUUCAAGUCCUGAUCAUCCUCACUGUUUGUCAUACAAACUAGAACUUGGAUCUGACCAAGAAAUUCCCUCUGAUUGGUAUCCAUUUGCUACUGUUCAGUUUGGGAUGCUUGACACCUGUGCCUCAAGGACCGAGGUCAGGUCUCUGGGGGUGGAGAGCGAUGUGCAGCCCCAGAAACAUGUUCAUCAGCGAGCUUGCUACAACAUCCAGGUUGAAAUAGAAAAGAAGUGGAUUAAAAUCGAUGGAGAAGACCCAGAUAAAGCUGGUGAUUGCAUCACUCAGUAGGAAUAGCAAGAAUUAGUGAUGACAACCCACUUUUCAAACAGAAAUCACACACAGUUCUGCUACUAUCUAGUGGAAAUGACUUCUGAAUAGAGGGCUUGGGACAGUGUCCAGUGGCUGGCUGUGUUUGGAAAAGUUUAGACCUGAAACUGAACAAUCUGUAUUUUAUGCUUUUCGAUAUAUUUGUGCCCCAGGGAUUUGAUCUAAAAUGUGCCUGUAAUUUGUGUGAUGUUUCUGCUUCCUAUUGAAGCUCAAAGGCGCUGUUAUUCAGCGUGUGACCCAGUUUGGCUAAAGGGGUUUUGUCUUUUGAUUACUCGGUGGCUGAUUGUUUUGUGCUUUGGAUUACCCAGCUGUCAUAUUUAUUAUCCCCCUGUCCCUAUUUCUUCUUGCCAUGUUAGCACCUGUACCGGAGGGUGAGGC